AUGUCUUCGUCCGAGAUCGAAAUCGUGUCCGAACCCAGCGAUCAGAAGAGCACGAGUCCAAACCCUAGCCAAAUCCCAAUUGUCGAUGUUUUCUCCGCUUCUGCAUACGGCGAUUUAGAGAAACUCCGGCAAUUUGUCGAGAACGACGGCGUUUCGAUCUCGAAACCUGAUGGCAAUGGAUACUACCCACUUCAGUGGGCCGCUCUCAACAACUUUGCGGAUGUUGUCCAAUACAUCAUCCUGCGUGGUGGUGAUGUUAAUGCCACUGACAAUGUUGGCCAAACCGCUUUGCAUUGGGCGGCGGUAAGGGGUUCAGUUGCAGCUGCGGAGGUGCUGUUGCAGAAUGGGGCGCGAGUUGAGGCUGCUGAUAUUAAUGGUUAUCGGGCAGUGCAUGUUGCAGCUCAAUAUGGUCAAACAACAUUUUUAAAUCACAUUAUUGCAAAAUAUCACGCUGAAUUUGAUGUUCCUGAUAACGACGGAAGAAGUCCCCUUCAUUGGGCUGCUUACAAGGGUUAUUGUGAUACAAUUAGAUUGUUGCUGUUUAGAGAUGCAGACCAGGGGAGACAAGACAAAGAAGGUUGCACCCCUCUCCAUUGGGCUGCACUAAGAGGAAAUGCGGAGGCAUGUACCGUACUUGUUCAUACUGGCACAAAGGAAGAACUACUAAUAAAAGAUAAGGCUGGGUUUACUCCUAUACAGCUUGCAUUUGAUAAAGGCCAGAGACAUAUUGGUCUGUCCCUCUCUAAAGCUCAGCGUGCACGAAACAAGGGCUGGAAGAAUAGACUUUUCCCUUGGAAAGAUGGGGAUGUUGGUUUUGCUCCUAUUUUGUUCUCUCUAAUAUUUUUUAACGUCAUUCUCUUCAUCAAUUCUGUUAUUUUCGCUUCAAAUAUGACGAGAAUAACUGCUGUUGUUGGACUUUGGGGAUGGACUGGUGUUUCACUUGGCUUCGUUUCGCUUGUAAUGUUCGUCCGAUGUAGCAGUAAAGACCCAGGUUUUAUCAAGGUGGGGAUGGAUAGCCAUUCUGAUGCAGAGGAUCCUUUACUGAACAUUGAUUUGAAUAGCUCGUCAAUCUGGACUGGAAACUGGUCUCAACUUUGUCCUACAUGCAAGAUAAUAAGACCUGUUCGCUCAAAGCAUUGUCCAACUUGCAAACAUUGUGUUGAACAGUUUGAUCAUCACUGUCCCUGGAUAUCCAAUUGUGUGGGCAAGAGAAAUAAGAGGGACUUUUUUAUUUUCCUCUGCCUGGGGACUGCAACAUCAUCAGUUGGAGCUGCUGUUGCAAUUCAAAGAAUCUGGACAUCAGUACCGUUCUUGAAAGGGGAAUCAUGGAUUCAUCAUAUUGUUUUUCAACAUCCAGGAGCUGUGGCUUUCCUUACCAUGGACAUAGCCAUUUUUAUUGCUGCAACUACUCUCUUGAUUGUUCAAGCAUCACAGGUCGCACGGAAUAUUACCACUAAUGAAAUGGCAAAUGCUGUAAGAUAUGGGUAUCUUCGUGGACCGGACGGACGUUUCCGCAAUCCAUAUAACCAUGGAUGCCGAAAGAAUUGCUCUGACUUCCUCAUUAACGGUUAUACAGAUGACAAUGAGAUUGCAUGGCCUCCUUUACAGCAAGUAGCUGGCUAG
Molecule: messenger RNA, 1623 nt
Organism: Oldenlandia corymbosa var. corymbosa
Lineage: Eukaryota; Viridiplantae; Streptophyta; Magnoliopsida; Gentianales; Rubiaceae
Source: the annotation of a GenBank genome assembly